UGCCAGAAAAUUUCUGACAGAGCCUUUAAUCUCUUUCUCCCUAAUUACAAUAUAUAUAUAUGUAUAUGUUUUUAUAUUUAUAUUUAUAUUUAUACACUCGGCUCGCUUACCGUUCAAACCCAUCAAUGUAAUUCGUUUGAAGCUCAGAUUAUUUGCCAUGUUUGGGUUUUUAAUGGCUACUUAGAUAAGAUUCAUCACAUGUUUCUCAAUUCAAACUUAAUGGGCUGUUAUGGUAUUGAUUUCAACUUAAAAGGCUAUUUUUUUCUCCCAUUACAAACAACGGAGGUCAGGUUUCAACUUAAAAAGCUACGGAGAGUGUGUGAAUUGUAAGUUUUUUUUCGUUUGGUUGUUGGAGUUAGUAUGAAAAUGGAGUCUCAACAGCUUUCAUCAAACUCUGGAGAAGAAGGUGGUGGUGGGGUUGGAUCCCACAAGAGAGAGGAAGAAGGAUCAGACUUGAUCAAGAUGAAGGAUGGGAAGGCUGAGUUAACACCUGGUCAAUUGAUUGAGUUUCAGCAACAAAGUCUCAUCUUCGAGCACAUUAAAGCUGGCCUUCCUGUUCCUGUUCAUCUUGUGAUUCCUAUUUGGAAGUCCGUUGCUAGCUCUUUUGGGUCAGAUAUUGGUGUUAUAUAUAAACAAUAUCCUACCUUUGCAGGAUUUAGUACUAGGGAUUUUGGUUGUAGGAAUAUGAUGUAUCCGGAACCUGGAAGGUGCAGAAGAACUGAUGGAAAGAAAUGGAGGUGUAGUAAAAAUGUAAUUCCUGAUCAGAAGUACUGUGAGCGGCACAUUCACAGAGGCCGCCAGCGUUCAAGAAAGCUUGUGGAAGCUUCUCAGAGUGCUUCUCCAUCUGUUGGAACUUCAGACAAAGAUGCAGAGAAUUUUAAGACCAUGCUAACACAUUCUCAAAGUGAUCCCCAUCCCCAAUCACCAAGUGACCCUAAAAUCUCUGUUGCUGUUUCAACUGUUUUUCAACUCUCAACUCCAUCUAGCACCACCAGUAAUGUCAUCACCACCAGCACUGAUAGCAAAGACGACAAUACAAAUGAUGUUAAGUUUUUGGGGAUAAAUAGGGGCAACAGUAUGGUUAGAGGCAGUGUAGAUUCUGGCGUCACCAUUGCAAUUGCUGGCAAGGCAAACCCUGACCCCACUAUUUCCAUUACUAGUGUCGUCUCCCCAGUCAUCAUUUCCUCACCCACUGUUAUGACCAUUGCCACUAAUGACGGUGACAAAAAUGUUAGUGGUAGCAAAAACGCUGCAACUACCAUCUCCAUUACCACCAAUGUGGCUGCUGCCACUGGCACUACUCCCAGCCCUGAAAGCAACGCCGUCAGUGGCACCAGCAUCACUACCUUUGCCACAGCUACUACCUUCAGCAAUGAAAACAAUCACAGCACAGGUUGGAAAUAUGAUGGCAGCAACACCACUAGUGUCCAGAGAAUGAUCAACAGAAGUGGCAAAAGUGGAAACUGCUACAACAGCAAUUUAACUGCAGGAUUGGGCUUCUCACCAAAAAGUGUUCUUCAAGUUUUAGGUUGCACUGGCACAUACUUGUACAGAAGGGAGACAGGACAUGAGCCAGGACGGUGUAGGAGAACCGAUGGGAAGAAAUGGCGUUGCAGCAGGGAUGUUGUUCCGGAUCAGAAGUACUGUCCGCGACACAUGCAUAGAGGUGCGAAGAAACGUGUGGAAGCUUUCAGUAAUUAUAACCCUGUUACUACUACUAGUGUUUGUGAGCCUCACAGGAUGUACACCACCAAAGAAGCAGACUCUGCUACCCUUGACACCAAUCUCUCCAUAUCAAUAGCAGCAAAUCCUGAAUUUGUGAACAAUGAUGUGAAAAGCCCUACCAGCAGCAGUGAUGCAACCAUUAGUGACACUACCAUCAAAGGAUGUGAAGACGGUAAAAUUUCUUCAUAGGUUGCUCUUUGUAGACUAACAGCGUGUGAUUUUAGGUCCUUAUUAUGUAUCCUUUAUUGGUUUUUGAGGUGGUUUUUUUUCCUCCAGGGGGAAACAGUUAAUUGUGUUGUUUAAUGUGGAAAUAUAAUCAUUGUAAAAUACUAAUGUGUAGUCAUACAGAAGCUAGUUGAUGAAAUUAUUUGAAUAGAACUUGUGUUCA
Molecule: messenger RNA, 2113 nt
Organism: Mangifera indica (mango)
Lineage: Eukaryota; Viridiplantae; Streptophyta; Magnoliopsida; Sapindales; Anacardiaceae
Exons: 4
Coding region: 361-1914 (517 amino acids)
Biological process (GO): DNA-templated transcription; regulation of DNA-templated transcription; developmental process
Cellular component (GO): nucleus
Molecular function (GO): ATP binding
Source: RefSeq, a predicted model, not a curated record